Messenger RNA from Lachancea thermotolerans CBS 6340, 444 nucleotides. RefSeq names its product hydroxyisourate hydrolase. Gene Ontology annotation, molecular function: hydroxyisourate hydrolase activity. The coding region runs from base 1 to 444 and encodes 147 amino acids. The record is from RefSeq and is a predicted model, not a curated record. Lineage: Eukaryota; Fungi; Ascomycota; Saccharomycetes; Saccharomycetales; Saccharomycetaceae. Gene Ontology annotation, biological process: purine nucleobase metabolic process. The transcript has a single exon.
AUGAGCAAUUCUAAGCCACCUGUUACAUGUCACAUUCUGGACACAACAUCCGGGAAGCCAGCUCAAGACGUAACCUGCUCGAUAUACUUCGUGAGAACCACUGCUGAAAGCUUUGGUUUCGAAGUGAGUGAAACUCAGCCGUUUGCAGCUGCAAGGACCAAUGAAGAUGGAAGAAUCGGGGCUUGGAUCUUCGCGCCGGAACCGUCUAAAAGACCCUUUUUGAAAGAACUUGGCAUUUAUGAAGAAAAUUCCACCUUAGUGUGGAAGAGUCUCGUGCCAGGGACAUACAAGAUAAGGUUCCAAACGUCUCGUUACUUUGAGCGACAAAAGAAAACUUGUUUUUUCCCUUUUGUUGAGAUCUUCUUCGAAGUUUCUGAUUCCAGGCACUACCACAUUCCAUUGCUUCUCAGCAACUACGCGUACUCCACUUACCGUGGUAGUUAA